CUACUAUUUAGCUCAAGAAGCCAGAAAGAGUGAAAGACCCCAUCGGUUAAUUCCCAGUGUCUAGAAAGAAAGACCGCCCGUGCCCAAGAAGAUGAGGGAGGGGAAAUGCCGCUGAAGGCUGAACCUGAAAAGGUUUCGCUGCUCGAAGCUGCGUCUUGGAAACAAGGAGUCGCUCCGAAGUCUAUCCUAGCCGCCCCUCUUGCUCCUUCUCCUCCGCCACCCUAAAACCCCAUCCUUCUCCGAUUCUAGGGUUUAUUAUAAUUUUCUUGUUUUUGGUUCUGUUCCCAUGGGCUUAACAACAAUGGUUUCCACUUCUUCGUCGUCAUCUACUGCUCCAUCUACACGGGCCAAUAUCUUGGUUCUACUUGGUCUCGGUCUGGCCGGGAUUCUGCUACUUACCAGAAAGUUGAAGAGAGCUGUACGGGAAGACUUCGGUGCCUUUGUCCAGAAGCUUCAACUCCUCCCCCCGCCUCAACCUGCUCCCCCCAAAGCUCGCCAUCCGCUCACCGACCUCACCUUUGCCGUUUCCGACGUAUUUGACAUUGAAGGAUUUGUCACUGGUUGUGGACAUCCUGAUUGGGCAAGUACACAUGGCGUGGCCUCUAAGACUGCAGUCGUGGUUUCAACUCUUGUUGACGGUGGUGCCACUUGUGUAGGAAAAACUGUUGUUGAUGAACUGGCUUAUAGUAUCAAUGGAGAAAAUAGGCAUUAUGGUACACCUACCAAUCCUGUGGCUCCUGACCGUGUUCCCGGUGGAUCUUCUAGUGGAGCAGCUGUCGCUGUAGCAGCUAAGCUUGUUGAUUUUUCAUUGGGGGUUGAUACAGAUGGUGGUGUAAGAGCACCUGCAGCGUUUUGUGGGAUCAUAGGAUUCCGGCCGUCAUAUGGUGCUCUUUCAAACAUGGGAAUGUUAACCAUUUCACCUAGCCUUGAUACAGUAGGAUUGUUUGCCAGUGAUCCUGAUGUUUUGAGGCGUGUCGGCCAUGUGCUCUUGCAACUUCCAUUUGGAGUUCAACGUAAACCCCGACAAAUUAUAAUAGCUGAUGAUUGUUUUGAACUAUUCAAGAUUCCGUUUGACAAGCUUGCUCAGGCAUUGAUAACAUCUACUGUGAAGCUCUUUGGAAGACAAGCGUUGAAGCAUGAAAUUCUUGAGGAGUUUCUGUGUUCUAAUGUUCCAAGCCUGAAAAAGAUUCUUACAAACAAAUCAGAUUCUAAAGUCAAAACUUCUUCACUGGGAAUGCUAGCACAUAUUAUGCAGGCUCUUCAUAGGUAUGAGUUCAGUGAUAUUCACGAGGAGUGGUUGAAGAUGGAAAAGCCUGUCCUUGAUCCUCUUAUCUCUGCUCAUUUGAAUGAUGCAGGAGAGAUUUCAGAUACGGAAAUUGAAAAAUACAGAUCUGUUAGAAAUGAAAUGCGUGCAGCCAUCAACACUCUCCUUAAGGAUGAUGGAAUUCUUGUGAUCCCAACAACAUUUGCUCAUCCUCCUAAACUCAAUGCAAAAGAGCUGCUCUCAGAGGACUACAUGCUACGUUCAUUUAGCCUGCUAAGUCUUGCUAGCCUCUCCGGCUGUUGCCAGGUCACAAUUCCAUUGGGGAGCCAUGACAAGUGUCCUACUUCAGUUUCUUUCAUAGCCCGACAGGGGGGAGAUCGCUUUCUACUAGACACAUUGCUGAGCAUGUAUACAUCUCUACAAGAGCAAGCCGAUGUUCUUGCUACAUCAAAUCAAUCUGGUCGUGCGGGAUACCCAGAAAUAUCUGCAGAGGUGGCUAAGGAAAAGGGAAACCAAUCAUUCAAAGAUAGGCAAUGGCAAAAGGCAGUUGGUUAUUAUACAGAAGCCAUUAAACUUAAUGACAGAAAUGCAACGUACUACAGCAACAGAGCUGCAGCUUAUCUUGAACUUACGAGCUUUCACCAAGCCGAGGAUGAUUGUUCGAAAGCUAUCGACCUUGACAAAAAGAACGUGAAGGCAUAUUUGAGAAGAGGCACAGCAAGAGAGAUGCUUGGUUAUUAUAAAGAGGCAAUCGAAGAUUUCCGAUAUGCCUUGGUGCUUGAACCAACUAAUAAGAGGGCAGCAGCUUCUGCAGAAAGACUGAGAAAGUUUUCUCGGUAGAGUGAUCGGAGUAGAGAAAAUUUUGUGCAAAGAGCAGGCUAGCGUUGCAUUCGCCACAUUGCAGAACGAAAAAGGCAAAAUUAGGUUGCAUCAUCGAACUAUCCACGACAGUUUUGCACAGUCAAAAGUAAAGGAGUAGAUUGAAUUCUUUUUUUCCCCAUUUUUUAACAGUAUUAUUACGAGGGAGAAGAGUUUCGAGAUGAUUGUUAUGGCUGCAUGUGGCUUGAGCCAUGGGGUGGGAGCUGACACGAGAGGGAGCCAAAGUUUCUGUAUGCUGAAAUUUUGUUUACAAAACAAACUAAGAUUGAAUGUAGAAUCUUUGAAGGCAAAAAGAAAAAAAAAAACAGAACUCAAAAGGAGGAGAAGGAACCAUAAUCGUUGUUCCCUAAUACAAAUAGUAAUAAAUAAAAGUUAUUAUAGCAAAAAGCAAGCCUUCAAAAGGAGACUCUGUAAGCUGAGAACAAUGAGAAGGAGAAAUUUGAAACCCAAGAAGCCCCCCGGCUCGGUCUCCCAAGUUUUGAAUUUCUCUUCUCCUUCAUUUCACAUCGAACGGUUCUUCUUUUGUGGUUUGAAAAAUAAAGGAGCACCGCCACCAGGCCGUGCUCAUCGUAGGACGCAAAGCGAUUCAGCUUUGAUUAGACAGGCAAUAGACCAAGAACCUCAGGGCCAGGGCGAACCCGAAUCAUAUAAAGGAGACCGAGGGGGCGGCGUCAAAAUGGCGGACUCACCACUAGCAUCAUCUCCUUCACCUUCCGCGCUCGACGGAACUGCUUCUCCCAUGGAAAGCCUUCUGGGUUUGCUCCGUAUCCGAAUCAAACGCGGCGUCAACCUCGCCGUCCGCGAUGUUCGCAGCAGCGACCCUUACUGCGUCGUCAGAAUGGGCAAACAGAAACUGAAGACUAGAGUUAUAAAGAAGGAUGUGAAUCCCGAGUGGAACGAAGAUUUAACUCUUUCUGUUACAGACCCAGAGCUCCCAGUCAAGCUGACUGUUUAUGACCACGACACAUUCACCUUAGAUGACAAAAUGGGGGAUGCGGAAUUCGACAUCAAACCUUUCAUGGAUGCAUUAAAGAUGAACGUGUCAGGCCUACCAAACGGCACCAUAAUCAACAAAAUGCACCCGGGCAGGCAAAACUGUUUGGCGGAUGAGACCUGCAUUACAUGUGUUGAUGGCAAAGUUGUCCAAGAUAUGUGCCUCAGAUUGAGAAACGUGGAAUGUGGUGAAGUUGAGCUCCAGUUACAGUGGAUUGACCUCCCCGGCUCAAAGGGAUUUUGAAAUGCACCAUAAACAAAAGAAGCAGAAGCAGUGGUCUGUUUCAGAGACUUGAAGCCGAGCUGGUCUGUCUAUCACCAGAAGCAUAUCUUUCUUUAUACACACACACCAUGGUUGCAGUUGCUAGUAUCCUGUUGAUUUUGGCGAUGCAGGUUACACCACCAUAUUGUUCGUAGGUUGUGUUGUACCGAGCUGAAGAUCGAUCUCAUUAAUGGUCUUUUUCUUUCUCAUUUAAAUUGUGAUUGGUGUACCAAUUAGUCCAUACCUGGCGUAAUUAUAUGUCUUGGAUGUUCCUGUUGUUAUCAGUCCUCAACUAGGAUUUGCACUUGGAAAGACGGAUGAUAUGUUGCAAACGGAAUUAUGUUUGAAGAAGCUGAAAGAGAUGGUGUUACAUGAAGAUUAUAUAUACACAUAUAAAGUGUAACCAUUUCAUGUCAAACAAGCAACAAUGGAAUAUUCUCGUCAUUUGUUUUUUCACGCCUCCGUUGUGUUCUAAUGUGUUUGUAGCGUUAUUACGCAAUGAUUCUGGAGACGACCACGGCAGGAAACAUGAAAACUUCCUUUUCACCAGUUUUCACUUUCAUGGGGACAUUUCCGGCUCUACAGAGACUUGGUUCGCUUUUGCUUUUGCAUUGUUCUUCCGGUUCUUUCUUCCCAGUUAGAUUAGAACGAUUCCCUCGACAGAUUUGGUCACGUCGCCAUCUGGAAAAGGAAACCACUUUGCGCUGAGCAGUGAGCACACAGAAAGAAGAGAAAGGCGCAAGUCUUUUGAGAAUCCCAUCCAUGUAUGCUGGUUGGGUCGCAACCAGAGAACACAAAAGGCCCAGUGGCAGAGCCAUGGCCGCAGGGGAAAAAGAGGGUCGGAGGCUUAGUUGGUUUGGUUUGGUUGCAAAGGAAAGGACCAAAGGAG
Molecule: messenger RNA, 4287 nt
Organism: Linum tenue
Lineage: Eukaryota; Viridiplantae; Streptophyta; Magnoliopsida; Malpighiales; Linaceae
Source: the annotation of a GenBank genome assembly